This is a messenger RNA of Entamoeba histolytica HM-1:IMSS, 855 nucleotides long. Its product is annotated as Monoglyceride lipase, putative. Bases 1 to 855 code for a protein of 284 amino acids. NCBI's taxonomy places the organism in Eukaryota, Evosea, Mastigamoebida, Endamoebidae. Gene Ontology annotation, molecular function: lipase activity. Gene Ontology annotation, cellular component: membrane. The record is from RefSeq and is a predicted model, not a curated record. The transcript has a single exon.
AUGCAAACAAAUUGUAUUGAAACAAUUUAUUCAAUAGAUAAAUUUAAUAUAUAUUCUACGGAGUGGAAUGUUGAAAAACCACAAGCUAUGCUUAUUUUAAUUCAUGGGUUUUGUACUUAUGCUGGUGUGAUGAAAAGAAUGGCUAAUAUGUUAGUUUCACAUAACAUCUUAUUGUGUAUGCCAGAUUUACCUUAUCAUGGAAGGUCAAGUGGUGAACCAAAAGGAUGGGUAAAUUCAUUUACUACAUUUACUGAAGUGUGUAAUAAAUAUAUUGACCAAGUAAAAGAAAAAUAUAAUCCAAAUAGGACAAUUCCAAUAUAUAUUAUGGGACAUUCAAUGGGUGGAUUAAUUGUUUCAAUUAUUGCUCGUCAAAGAAAAGACUUAAAAGGAGUAAUUGGGAGUGCACCAGCAUAUGAAAUUAAUAAUACUAUGGUGAUGCUAUUUUAUUUAAUAAUAGUCGUUGUCUUAUAUUUUAUUCCUAAAUUAUAUUUACCAUCACAAUAUUCUGAUAAAGAAUUUCCACGUAAAGAAGUUCGUCAAAUGUUUGAAGAAGACCAAUAUGUUACAAAAGGUAAAACUUAUCUUAAGACGAUUGUUGAAAUGACAAAAUAUGGUGAAAGAGAAAAGUAUAGUGAUAUAUUUAUACCAUUUUUAUUAAUUCAAGGGACAAAUGAUGAGUCUGUAACAAUGGAAGGGGCUCAAAUUAAAUCCACUCAUUUAAAAAAUCAAUAUAGUCAAUUUCUAAUUUAUAAAGAUUGUAUUCAUUGUCUGUAUGAAGAAAAGAACUUAGAAGAACAAGUAAUUAAUAUUAUUCAUUGGAUUCAAAAAGUAAAUAACCACAAUAACAUGAAAUAA